AACCAAUGCGACCAAACGUUCAGUCGACCGCACAAUCUCAAGUCGCACCUAGCGACUCACUCAAACGAACGAUCGUACGAGUGCGAGGAAUGCCAUCAUCAAUUCCGACGACAUCACGAUUUAAAACGACAUCAGAAGCUACACACCGGUGAAAAACCUUAUAUAUGUGCAAUAUGUAUGCGAUCGUUUGCUCGAUUGGACGCGCUCAAUCGCCAUCAACGCGCA
Umbelopsis ramanniana AG is the source of this 225-nucleotide messenger RNA. RefSeq lists its product as uncharacterized. Gene Ontology annotation, molecular function: RNA polymerase II cis-regulatory region sequence-specific DNA binding; DNA-binding transcription factor activity. The transcript is spliced from 2 exons. Gene Ontology annotation, biological process: regulation of transcription by RNA polymerase II. NCBI's taxonomy places the organism in Eukaryota, Fungi, Mucoromycota, Umbelopsidomycetes, Umbelopsidales, Umbelopsidaceae. The annotation marks the transcript as partial. The record is from RefSeq and is a predicted model, not a curated record.